Notolabrus celidotus (New Zealand spotty) is the source of this 2511-nucleotide messenger RNA. Its product is annotated as LIM domain only protein 7-like. Lineage: Eukaryota; Metazoa; Chordata; Actinopteri; Labriformes; Labridae. Bases 565 to 1902 code for a protein of 445 amino acids. Gene Ontology annotation, biological process: regulation of signaling; regulation of cell adhesion. The record is from RefSeq and is a predicted model, not a curated record. The transcript has 3 exons.
CGCAGAGAGACCAGACCCGGAUCUCGUUCUGGACGACCUGGCCAGCAGGCGCUUCCACAGCCCUUCUCCGGCUCCUCCUACAAACUUUGCCGUGCCUGUCAGUCCCGUGGCGGCAGGAUCGGCAUCAGGAGGUAGAGGAGGCCCCUGGCCGCAGGUCACUAUGACUCCCAAUGUUGCCCCUCAACAGAAUGUGACCUUCCUCAGGUCAGAGAACUUGAAGUGACAGUGUGACUUUGAUGUGCCUGCCUGAUGAAAGCAAACGCUUCUCUUACCCUCAGUUUGCAUGGUUACAUUAAACCAUGAGCGACAUCUCUGGUCGUACUUGCUGCAUCUAACAGAGUUUGAAAGUCAUCAGUUUGUUGAUUUGCGUUUGACUUGAGUUUGAUUUCAGCUUCAGCACUUCCUUUUUUUGCUCCUUCUGAAUUUCAUAGGCUUGGAGAAAUGAUUUGAGUUGGCUGCAGAACUCCUCAAAUCAUAUUUCGCCUCCAUCUCAUUUUGGUUUGAGCUUGCAUUGGUUUGCUAACCCUUGCGUCAUCUAACUUGAGGUUUUAGUGCUCGAGGAUUAUGCGUGACCGCCGUACUGUACAGCUGCUCAAAAAUUCUUUUGACACAUGUGAUUGGCUGUCUCCUCUGAGCAGCAGCAGUGUCAGCGGGGAAAAGCAGCCCCCCAAGAACGGCUCUGUGAGGGUGGACCACCGCCGGGCCGUGUCUGCCGACAGCCUGUUCAGAGAUAUAUACGAUGACUCUGAGGAUGAAGACAACGAGGUGGGCUAUGCAGACCCCGUCCAGGAUGACCUCUACACACGCAAGAUGGGCAUUAAACCCCAAGCUGCUGCCGCCAAGGCCACUCAUGACAAGUUCUUACCAAAGUUCUGGACACCCGAAGAAGACGUUCACAUACAGAAGAUCAAGCUGGGUUCUCAGAGGAGACCCUGGUACAAGAAGAUGCAAGGCUUCAGCUAUAAGAAGUCGGGCUCUUCGUCAGACGAUUCAGACUGUGACAUCAGUCCUUGGCUCUCCUCUGCCCCCUCUCCCUCCGGCACCUCUCCCUCUCACUCCCACACACAUGAGGCCUCGACUCACACCACCCUUGUGGUGGGGAAAAGUCCUCACAUCCAAGCACACUCCCCCCCACAGCUCCCCAAGAUACAGCCCCCUCUGUUACAGCCCCCUCCUCUGGUAUUCCCUCCAGUGGACCCCACCUCAGGUCCCAGACUGGUCAAAUGUGAGCGGUGGCCUUUGCUUGGGCGCAAAGACCCCAGAGAGCCCCUAGACCCUGUUGAUUAUGAGAGUAUUAUCCCAGAUUUGGAGAAUGAUGACAUGUUUACCAGGCGGACUCUGGCCUUUCAAUCCAACACCGACCUGGUGGUGAUGAAGACUCAGCUGUCAGCCCACCGCUCGCUCUACACGUCUGAGCCGCAGCUCAACAUCGUCACCCAGCGCCACACUAAUAUCAGCACCGAGGAGAGCGAUUUCCCCAGCAUCGAGCACGACGAUGUGGUUUAUCGUAAGGAGAAAACCCAUCAGGCUCAGGAGCAGAGGCCGCUCUCUGGAGCCCCUGACAACUACACCCCCAUGUCCAUCCCAGAGCCGUGGGCGCUGCCUCCUGAUCUCAAAGCCCGCCUCCUGUGCCCCCCGUGUCCUCUGACUAAGGAGGCUGCAGGAAGUAAACAGGUUGAGAAGGAGACGCGCCCAAAAACGGAUGACAUGCUCAUCAGGAAAUUCGGGGUUUGUUCUGAUCAGAGCUCGCAGAGAGGCUCAUCAGCCAAUCAGAUGACACCCUCAGUGCCUUCCUCCUGCAGCGAAGGUGACCUGCAGAAAUGGCAGGCCAUCAGGGAGGCCAGUCGGCUUAAAUAUAAGAAGAAGCUUUUAUUGGAGAGGCUGGCUGCUCUGAAGUCAUAAAAUCAGAUUGCUCUGUGUUAGUUUCUCCUCACACUGCAGGCUUGUUCUUCAGAUUUUUAGGCGGAGGAGGUCGGUUGUUUUUAGUCAGACUCAGUCUUGAAAUGUUUUCAGUCUAAUGGUGAAACAGUCUGGAAUGCAUGUUGAUCCAACUUGUGAAUGAUAACUUUGUGGAGUUCUAUCCAAUUAUGCUCUUAUUUAUGAAAACUCAAAGGUUUCUUCAGCGUUUUCUGGCACUGCAUUUACAGGAGCAGCAACAGCAUGGAACUUUUUAAAAUUCAAUUUAGUCUUUUUCCAGUCAGAGAAAUAACACUGUCAAGAAAUUGUCAUUAUAAAGCCAAUAUGGUUGAUUUUACUCACGUUAUGGAAAUGCUGAGUUAAUGGAUAGACUUUGCUCUGAAGCUUCUGGUACCAUAUUUAAAGUGUGAUUUUUUUUUUGUUGCACAAAAUAACACACAUGUCCUACAUCCUGAAAGAAAAGUUGUGGUUCAUCUUGAACAGACCAACAGACUGGUAUCCUGCAUUUUGAUCCUUGGUUUUGUUUCUCUAUCAGACCCGGUUUGCCUGUGAACGGACAAAAUCUUCAAGCUCAAUAAAGAAAAUGAAAGUCUU